AUGCUGAGGUCUGUGUUGUUAACCUGCUACGAUCCGCCUCCAAGUGGGCCCGGAGAGCCAAUCGAGGCCUGCGUGAAGGCGCUGGCCGAGCGCGUGGACGACACGGGCGAGUGCGACUUCGCUGAUCUGCGCGGGGCCUGGGGGCAGGCUGGACGUUUGGGAGUCCGAGAAGAGACCGGACCAAUUGUGGCACCUCCGCAGCUCACUUCGGAGUGGUUGGGGGUGCCCAGCGUAGCUGCUGGCGUAGCUGGCGCGCGAUGUGCACGCUUGUCGGAUCUAGCUUUGGCUGUCGCGGCUGCCGCAUAUCAGCGCACAUUGGUGCUGACCUGCAGCUGGCACUGCGAGCAACGCCUCAGUUGUUUCCUGGCUCUCAAGGUCCUUGUGGCAGUGCUGCGGGGCAUUCAUAGCGAGUUGGUGCCCACCGAGCGUGUGCUCUGGGAACUGAUUUUUUCCCAACAGGAGAAGAACUUCGACGGAUCCGUAGCCAAAGAGGAGGUCCUUGCUGCCUUGGAAGAGUUGCUAAGCUUCCACGAGGAGGAUUCACGAGCGUCGCCAGGAGAACUGGAGGAGUUAGACUCGCUACGGCGGCAGUGCCAAAAGAAGUCCUUGGAGAACCUCUUCGCCGAUGGACGCCGCAGCUCCGUCGCCUUCGCGGAUGUUCUUCGAUGGUGGUGGGAUAUGCCCGAGGAAUACCGGGAGGCGGCGGGGCUGGCAGUUCCUGCCUCAGUGCUUCGACAGCGACUGCGACGGCAACCAGAAGAGAUGUUUCGAGGACCGUUGCGCAGAGUGGCAGCUGAAGCGGCCUUUGCCCGGCAAGCCCUUCGUGGUCAUGUCCGGGCCUUCGCGGAGCUUAGGGCUUUGGCAGUGCGGCGAACGAUUGAAGGGUUUUCCAUCCGCUCCACGGCAGAGUCACGAACCACGACCAGUGAUGCGGGCGAUGUCAGUAUUUAUUCCGAUGAACGAUUGGACGAAGAGGUCCCUACUGUGAUAGGAGAGGGGUUUUCGUCCUGA
This is a messenger RNA of Cladocopium goreaui, 1011 nucleotides long. The record is from the annotation of a GenBank genome assembly. Lineage: Eukaryota; Dinophyceae; Suessiales; Symbiodiniaceae.